AUGUUGAUUUUUAAGUAAUUAAUUUAUUUUAAAUUUGAAAAGUUCCCGAUAUUAAAUUUACUAAACAACAUUAUGGGAAUAAUAGCUUUUUCAGGAGCAACUUCUUAAAUUACUCUUGUACAACCUCUAAUUUUUGUUUAAAUGCUAUUGCUUCCCUCUUCAAUUACACCUCUUAAUNGAUUCUGUGAGUGAGAAUUUUUUCAAUAAAGAUAAAUUAAUCGAAUAAAGAGGCUUUCUUCUUAUAGUUUAAAAUUGUAAUGUAAGAAAUUUAUUAUCAAAUAGAAUCAAGAGUUGAAUUGUAUUUUGUAAAUCGACAAGAGAUAAAUUAUAACUAAAUUAGAUAAAGAACAAUUUUAUAAUAGUAUUAUUAUAAUGAAUAAUAAUCUCAGUAGUGAAUAAACAAAUAUUGUUAAAAUUUAUGAAGAAAAAUACAUGUACUUUUUAUUUAUGAAAUAUUCAAAAUUUUAAUUAUUAGAAUCUUUGCUUUUACAUGAUUUUUAAUUUAGAGUAGCCUCAUUAGUAUGUAUAAUCUAUUUAAUUCUUUAAAAUUUUCUAAAAUAUAAAAAUUCAGGAAUAUACCAUGGAAAUAUUAACUUUAAAUCAAUCUAUAUUAAUAUGUCAGGUGCCUUUUUAUAAAUUAUCAUUUUAUUUCCAAAAUAUUUGAAGAAUAAUAACAAAAGCAUAUCUCUUGACUUGCUAAAUUUAGGAUAAUUACUUUAUUAAAUAACAUUUUAUGAAAUAAAGGAUAAAAUUAAAUAAUUUUUAGAUCUAAAACUGAUAACAUAAUAAAAAUAAUUAUUUUAACAUAUGAAUACAGAAAAUAAGCGAUUUAAAUUUUUAUUUAGAAUUAGUUAGUGA
Molecule: messenger RNA, 858 nt
Organism: Paramecium sonneborni
Lineage: Eukaryota; Ciliophora; Oligohymenophorea; Peniculida; Parameciidae
Source: the annotation of a GenBank genome assembly